CAUUUCUUUAUUAUUCCCUUCUUCUUCUUUCUCUUUCUCUUUUCUUCCGCAAAUCUCCGCAAAAUCUUCCCUCAAACUCAGAUCCGAUUCUUCUAAUUCUUUGUCCCCCCAGAGAUUCUUCUUCUUUCUCCAAGUAAAAGAAAACAACUUUCUUUCUCUUUUCUUGCGAAAGUCCUCAACUUUCACCACUAAAUCAGCUUCCUUCAAUCACUGUGUUUGCUUUGGACCCAGUUUCUGAUUUAGCGACUAGGGUUUUGAUUGGAACCGUAUUAAGUAUAUGAGAAUCGGGUUUUACUGGUGAAUCGGAUUAUCAUCGGAAUUCGGAAAAAGAUGGAUCGGAAUCAAAAGAUGGAUCACGUUAUCGGCGGGAAGUUUAAGUUGGGUAGGAAGCUUGGAAGUGGAUCAUUCGGUGAACUUUAUUUAGGGAUCAAUAUUCAAACUGGAGAAGAAGUCGCAGUUAAGCUGGAACCUGUGAAGACGAGGCAUCCUCAACUGCAGUAUGAAUCGAAAAUAUAUAUGUUUCUUCAAGGAGGAACGGGUGUUCCCCAUCUGAAAUGGUUUGGAGUUGAGGGUGAAUACAGUUGCAUGGUUAUCGAUCUUCUUGGGCCAAGCUUGGAGGACUUAUUCAAUUACUGCAAGCGAAUAUUUUCAUUAAAAUCUGUUUUAAUGCUUGCAGAUCAAUUGAUAUGUAGAGUUGAGUAUAUGCAUUCGCGGGGUUUUCUUCACCGCGAUAUUAAACCAGACAACUUUUUGAUGGGUCUUGGGCGCAGAGCAAACCAGGUGUAUAUCAUUGAUUAUGGCCUUGCUAAAAAAUACAAGGAUCUUCAGACACAAAAGCAUAUACCAUACAGGGAAAACAAGAAUCUUACAGGAACUGCUCGGUAUGCAAGUGUGAACACACACCUUGGGAUUGAGCAAAGUAGAAGAGAUGAUCUGGAGUCACUUGGUUAUGUGUUGAUGUAUUUUCUACGAGGAAGUCUUCCGUGGCAAGGUUUAAAAGCUGGUACGAAGAAGCAGAAAUAUGACAAGAUUAGUGAAAAGAAGAUGCUUACUUCUGUAGAGACUCUUUGCAAGUCGUAUCCAUCAGAGUUCACAUCGUACUUCCAUUACUGUCGUUCAUUGAGAUUUGAGGACAAACCGGAUUAUUCAUAUCUGAGAAGACUUUUUAGGGAUCUUUUCAUUCGUGAAGGUUAUCAGCUUGAUUAUGUGUUUGAUUGGACAAUCUCGAAGUAUCCUCAGAUUGGCUCUAGUUCGAGACCAAGGCCAACUCCAAGACCAGCGUUGGACCCUCCAGGACCACCUGCAGAAAGAGCUGAAAAGCCUACAGGUACAUUGAUGUUCUCUGUCUCUUAUAUUGGAGGGACGAAUACAAAGAGAUAUAUCAAAAAGUUUAUUUUAAGUUGUAAAUUUAUGAGACAGUGUUGACAAUUUUGGGUGCUGAAAAACGUGCACUAUCUCACUUGACCCUUCAGAUAUUAACAUUCAUAUGUUGUUUCCCUUAGAAGAUUUUGAAUUUGUGUCCAGAGAUUUAAUUAAAUUGUUGAAUAGUGGAAGAUCUCAAACUGAGAACUUCUUUCCCUAUUCUGUUUAGUCGGACAGGACCUGCGAGGAAGAUUUACAGGUGCAAUUGAGGCAUUCACCAGACGAAAUGUUUCAAGCCAAGGCGCUCUUGGUGAUCGCUCUAGACACAGAUCUUCUGAUGAUAUACCCUCUUCUGCCAAGGAAGUGCACGAGUCUCGAAAUGGAAGUACCUCAAAGAGAGGUGUGAUAUCAAGCACCAGACCUGGCUCAUCAGCUGAACCAAGCGAGAACCACUCAAGCCGACUAUUUUCAAGUGGUUCACGUCAUGCCACAACCCAACGGGUUCCACAGAGCUAUGAAUCUGCAGCUGCAGCAAGGCCUGGGCAUGAGGAUGCCAUUAGAAACUUCGAGCUCCUUACCAUCGGCUCUGGAAAGAAGAGGAAAUGAAGAUAGGGAAGGAGAAGUUUGAUGAGAGUGAAAAGACAACAUUCGGUGCUGAUGGCUCUCUCCUCUGAAAAUAGGAAAGACAUGUCCUCGAAUUGUUUUUUAACCUUGGGAACAAGAUGAGAAAGUGAGAGAGAGAAAGAGAGUUAAUGUAAUCUGCCUCUCCCAAUCUCUCAGUCUCUGUUUUUAAAAGAAUCUGUUAAUAAAGCUUUAAAGUGUAACUUGUCUCAUGUGUACUUCAAUUUUCUCCUCUUUCUGUUCUCUAAAACUUCGAUGUGGAAGUAAAAUAUGAAAACCUAUCUCAUCUAGUCAUCUUCUCCAACCUUUUAAACUGUAUAUCGAAAACCAACGUGCCUAGUCAGUCAUAUUAUGGUC
Molecule: messenger RNA, 2340 nt
Organism: Arabidopsis thaliana (thale cress)
Lineage: Eukaryota; Viridiplantae; Streptophyta; Magnoliopsida; Brassicales; Brassicaceae
Gene: CKI1
Product: casein kinase I
Exons: 13
Coding region: 331-1425 (364 amino acids)
Cellular component (GO): nucleus; cytoplasm
Molecular function (GO): protein serine kinase activity; protein serine/threonine kinase activity; protein kinase activity
Source: RefSeq, marked reviewed